UUAAUCUGUUGAAUUUGACGAGAAAUGCGUUCGGAGGACUUAAGCAACUCAAGUACUUGGAAAUUAGCCAUCAUUAUUUGUUGGAUAUCGAAGAGGGAACUUUUAAUGAUCUGACAUCUUUAGAGUUUCUCUUUCUGGAAAGCAAUAGGAUAAGUUUCUUACGACCGAACGUCUUUACUGGUCUUUUGUCUCUUCGAGAACUGUAUUUAACCAACAACUACCUGAAGGAAAUUUCAAUGGAAAUAUACACGCUAGAAAAACUGAAUCUUUCAUUCAAUCAUUUAUCAAACCUGGAUGAAAAAAGUUUUCGUGGUACAAGAAACUUUACAAAAGUUAUGGACCUAAGAAGGAAUCGGAUCAGUAGGAUAGCGGAGGGCACGUUUAUGAAAUUCUUCUCUCUGGAGGAACUUUAUCUUUCCAUCAAUGCGUUAAGCAAUCUUCCACCGAUUAUAUUUCAAGACCUGUCGAAGCUGCGAGUUCUAGAUAUCUCCUACAACAAAAUCUCCACGCUGUCUAAACCCAUCUUCGACAAGUUGCGAAGCUUAGAAACGCUCGUUCUUUCUCACAACGAAAUUGUCGUGAUACCUGCCAACGUCUUCAGCAGAUUGAAUAGUUUGAAAACUCUGUAUCUGGAUAACAACAAGAUUGAAAAAAUCCAACCGAGCGCUUUUUCUGGGCUUAGAAACCUUAAAACCUUACAUCUACAAAACAAUUUUCUCGAUCGUAUGCCUCCAGAGACGUUCAGCUAUCUUAAAAGUCUACGAAACUUGAGAAUGGACAGUUUCUCCCUGUGUUGUUAUGCUUCUCUUCACCUUGAGAAAGUAAGCUGUGAGUAUCCAAAGCUGGAGGGUAACGCCUUGUCGAGUUGCAAUCGCAUGAUCGAUGCCUCUGGUCCUCGAAGGAGUAUCUGGUUGCUGGGUAUCCUGAUCGUGAAAGUGUCCAAGUCACAGAGGAGAGUCAAGGCUCACGGUGAAGCUGAAGUGAGCUCGAACAGCAUCAAAAGAGAGUCCGCGUUGGCAAGGAGGGUUUUCGUAAUCAUCUUAACAGACUUUAGCUGCUGGAUUCCUGUAAUAAUUCUGAGUAUUCUUGCUCUAACGGGCAAAUUUCACGAUGAACAAGGUGUGGCGUAUGUAUGGUUUGCCGUCUUUGUUCUGCCGGUAAAUUCCUCUGUGAAUCCUGUACUCUACACUUUCUCGACUCCAAAGGUAAGGACAGUCCUUGUAAGCUGGUUUUAUCGCCUUGUGACUGGCUGUAAAUGGUUCAGCUGCAAGAAACGAUCUGAUGGAAUUGCUAUAUCUGAUGGAGACGGAACACAACUCGACACCACGUGUUACAACAGUAUCUCUUUAGACGUCACAUCCAACUAUCCUCCCAGCAACAACUGACUUCCUUUGGUGACAGUUAAUACAGAAACGUGGA
Molecule: messenger RNA, 1419 nt
Organism: Pocillopora damicornis (cauliflower coral)
Lineage: Eukaryota; Metazoa; Cnidaria; Anthozoa; Scleractinia; Pocilloporidae
Biological process (GO): activation of adenylate cyclase activity; adenylate cyclase-activating G protein-coupled receptor signaling pathway; hormone-mediated signaling pathway
Cellular component (GO): plasma membrane
Molecular function (GO): G protein-coupled peptide receptor activity; protein binding
Source: RefSeq, a predicted model, not a curated record